Molecule: messenger RNA, 1077 nt
Organism: Belonocnema kinseyi
Lineage: Eukaryota; Metazoa; Arthropoda; Insecta; Hymenoptera; Cynipidae
Product: serine/threonine-protein phosphatase 6 regulatory ankyrin repeat subunit B-like
Exons: 1
Coding region: 1-1077 (358 amino acids)
Molecular function (GO): protein binding
Source: RefSeq, a predicted model, not a curated record
AUGAAUAGUGACUUUGAUUUGAGUGCAGUCAACCCUAAAGGAGAAACUUUGUUGCAUGUAGCAGCGCAAAAAGGUAAGCCAAAAAUAAUUAAUGCUUUGAUCACCCGAGGUGCUAAAAUCGAAGCAGUUUCGACUUCAGCUUCGCAUAUUUGGUUUCGUACUCGAAACAAGAAAGCCAGAUUAAAUUCAAGUAAUCAAGGAGGGAGAACUGCUCUUCAUGUUGCAGCUUUGAACAACAAUCCGGAAAACGUGAAGUGUCUUUUAGACGCCGGAGCUUGCGUGAAUAGUCUCACUACAGAGAAGAAUACUCCACUUCAUUAUGCAGUCGCUGUUGAAAAUUUUGAGAUAGUUGAGAUGAUUGUCAAAAAGGGUGCAGACGUAAAUGCAUUAUCGUACUAUAGUUCGCCACUUCAAGUUGCCUGUGGUAGCAUCUGCUAUGUAAAACUUAAACAGCAACAAUAUUUUGAAUUCAAUUCUAUCUAUUACAAAAAAUUCUUUCACAAGCAGGGCAUUGCUUCUUCUUAUAUUUAUAAUUCACGGAUUGUAACGUUUCUUCUUAACCAUGGAGCUAACAUUGAAGAAAUCAGUAGAGUAUGUGGAACUGCCUUGGAAGAAUAUUGUUACAAUGGGAAUUUGGAAAUAGCAAAGAUUCUUUUGAGUAGUGGUGCUAAUCCUAAUAGGUCUGGGAAUGCAUUGUUGUACAAUGCUGUUUUAAACCAAGAUUUAGAUAUUAUAAGACUCAUAUCGAAACAUGUAGAUGUCAACCAAAGAAGGCCAUAUGGAAUACCGUUGCAUUGGGUAGCUUCCACGCCGUGCAUUACAUCUGAAGAUAUUGUAGACAUUUUGAUGGAACAUGGUGCUAAUAUUCACGCAAAAGAUGACAGAAGAGAAGAAUCAGCACUUCGUCUAGCAGUAUUGAAUCAAAAUAAAGCGGCAAUCCUCAGGCGUCUGUUAAAAUUUAAUGCAAAUAUCGAUGCCUAUAUAAAUUGGAAAGGACAGUUCUCCAUACCGUCCAUCGUCCAUAUUCUAAUAUCACUACCGAUGAUUUUGAGGGGCACAAAUUUAAAAAUGCAAUGA